AUUUUCUUGGUCUGUUCGCUUCAAUCUCCUUUCUCAUUCAAUGUCCGCUGGGAGCAGACGAAGGUUUCAGACAUUAACACUUUUUCCUGUAACCUCAGUGUCUGUUUCCCUCUCUCUGCAAGCAGCAAGGCAGUGACGAUAACUCCAUGAGCAGAGCGAGAGCGAGUCUCACCCACCAUUUAUCGUCAUGAAUCCCACGGCAGACCCAGCUUCUUCCGCCGCCGUCGCCCCGCCGCAGCCGCACCGCCCCUCCACCUCUUGCAACCGUCACCCCGACGAGAGGUUCACCGGAUUCUGCCCCUCCUGUCUCUGCGAACGCCUCGCCGUCUUGGAUCAGAGCAACAAUGCCGGCGCUUCGUCUUCCUCCUCCGCCGCCAAGAAACCACCGGCCAUCUCAGCAGCGGCGCUCAAGGCCAUCUUCAAGUCAUCCGCCGCCUCCAACGGGAACGGUCGGGUCCGACCCGGGUUCUUCCCGGAGCUCCGGCGGACCAAAUCGUUCUCGGCGUCGAAGAACGAGGGGUUUUCCGGCGUGUUUGAGCCGCAGCGUAGGUCUUGUGACGUCAGGCUUCGGAGCUCGCUGUGGAACAUGUUUAACCAGGACGAGCAACGAAACCCACCCACCAUGGAGGCCGCCGCAUCCUCCGGCGCCGGCAGUGGAGGAGGAACACACGGCGGUGAGAUUGAGGUCAAGGCGAGGAAGUCCAGCGUGCGGGAGCCUGUUCUCGAGACGAAAGAAGAAGCCGAAAGCGACAGCGAAAUUGGUCACCGUGGCGGGGAGGAGGAGAAUGACUAUGGCGGUGAUUUCGGAAUCGUGAACGAUUCUAGCGAAGUAACCGAGGAGAGAAGCAAUGAAAUCGUUGAGGAAGAAGAAGAGAUUGAUGAAGAGGAAGAAGAAAAAGUGAGCCAAGAGGAUUUGAAGCCGAUGAAGGAUCACAUAGAUCUCGAUUCGCCGGCGAAGAAACCGUCAGUGAGAGAUUUAGCGGGCACUUUCUGGUCUGCAGCCUCUGUUUUCAGCAAAAAGCUUCAAAAAUGGAGGCAGAAACAGAAGAUGAAGAAGCAGAGAAAUGGCGGCGGAUCCGUCAGACUGCCGGUGGAGAAGCCGAUAGGAAGACAGCUCCGGGACACUCAGUCCGAGAUCGCCGAUUAUGGGUUCGGUCGGAGAUCCUGUGACACUGACCCUAGAUUCUCCCUCGACGCCGGAAGAUUCUCGCUUGACGCCGGUAGAUUCUCCGUCGACAUUGGUAGGGUCUCGCUGGACGACCCUCGGUACUCGUUCGACGAGCCGAGAGCCUCGUGGGAUGGGUACUUGAUGACGACGGCGUCCCCGCCGGCGAGAGUUCCUCCGCCACCGUCGAUGUUGUCAGUGGUAGAGGACGCGCCGGAGGGCCGUCACGUGGCGCGGUCCGACAUACUGAUCCCGGUGGAGGAGCCACCGGUGCUGCAGCCAGUUAACCCGGUUAAUGAGUCAGACCCGGUUAUACCGGGAGGGUCGGCCCAGACAUGGGAGUACUACACGGACUCAUCCUCGCGGCGGCGGAAGAGUCUCGACCGGUCGAGCUCGAUCAGGAAAACAGCCACCGCUGUGGUGGCGGAGAUGGACGAGCUGAAACCAGUAUCAAACUCAAAGGUGUCUCCGGCCAUAACAUUUGAUUCUUACGCAAACUCGGUAAGAGACGACUGCUCCGCGGAGACAGGGUUUUAUCCGCCGCCGUUGAACGGAGACAGAAAGGGAAACAGUAACAAGAAAUCAAGGAGGGGGAGCGUAACAAAGUACGAGGAGGAAGAUGACAGAUACAGCAGGUCGCUGUCGGAAUCAUGGCCGGAGUUGAGAAACAGUGGAGGAGGAGGAGGAGAGGGCUUUACCGAUCAGAAGCUGAAGAGAAGCAACAGCAGCGUGAGUUGGAGGAAGGGUAACGGAGGAUGGUUGGAGAGGAACAGAAGUUCGAGGUAUUCAGGAAAGGAUGGUGAGAACGGGAUGUUGAGGUUUUACUUGACGCCGAUGAAGGGUAGCCGGAGAUCGGCCGGGGGAGGCGGCGGGGGGUGGGAGAAGACGGCGGUCAGGGCUAAUAGUCACGGCCACUCCAUUGCUAAGAGGGUUAUGAGACUGUAUUGAUCAAAUUCCUGAUUAGCCGUUCUUCACCUGUUUUAGUUGUUUCAUCUUGGGGUUUUUUUCGUUUGGUCUUUGGCGUAAUUGGGUUUUUUUUUGUUGAGGUUUUACUCGAACGAAUGAAUUGUUGUACUUGUCUAUUCUCUUUGGUGAAAACCCAAUUUCAAUAAGAAUUAUAUUAGUUGUAAUUUGGUCGGUCCAAAUACAAUUAGUGGCAGUAAAAUUUUGGGCUUUUAA
This is a messenger RNA of Tarenaya hassleriana, 2344 nucleotides long. RefSeq names its product UPF0503 protein At3g09070, chloroplastic. NCBI's taxonomy places the organism in Eukaryota, Viridiplantae, Streptophyta, Magnoliopsida, Brassicales, Cleomaceae. The record is from RefSeq and is a predicted model, not a curated record. Gene Ontology annotation, cellular component: plasma membrane.